Chara braunii is the source of this 2446-nucleotide messenger RNA. The record is from the annotation of a GenBank genome assembly. Lineage: Eukaryota; Viridiplantae; Streptophyta; Charophyceae; Charales; Characeae.
AGAAACCGAUUUUUUACGCAAACACGUGGCAGAAACACGUGGCAGCUGUACCGUUGGUGGAAGCGCAAGAGGACGGGAUGGCAGAAAAAGCUCAGGCUCCGGUGGACACGAAAUCGGGGAAAACUCUCACGGUCGCUGAUUUUCGCAGCAAACUGUUUGCUGCCCUUGAUCAGACCAAGGGGCGGGACUUAGCCGUUGGCAAUGUCGGCCCUAGUAGUUCUGCUGUUCGCAAGGUGACGGUGGUGGGGGUGGGCAACGUUGGCAUGGCGUGUGCUCAGACCAUGCUGACGGAAGGCGUGUGCGACGAACUGGCCCUGGUUGAUGUGAUACCCGACAAGCUGAAAGGUGAGAUGCUAGAUCUUCAACAUGCAGCUGCCUUCUUGCCACGUGUCAAGAUCGUUGCUGACUCAGACUACGCCAUCUCUGCCAACUCCGAUCUUUGUGUGAUCACUGCUGGAGCUCGUCAGCGAGAAGGCGAGUCUCGCCUCUCCCUCGUUGGCCGCAACGUGCAGCUCUUCAAGGCCAUCAUUCCUAAAUUGGUCAACGCCAGUCCCAAUGCCGUCCUCCUGGUGGUGAGUAACCCAGUGGAUAUCUUGACGUACGUGGCGUGGAAGAUCUCCGGCUUCCCAGCGCAUCGAGUGAUUGGCAGCGGGACGAACUUAGAUUCGUCCAGGUUCCGUUUCUUGUUGGGUCAGAUCCUAGACAUCAAUGCACACAAUGUGCAUGCAUACAUCGUAGGGGAGCAUGGGGACAAUAGUGUGCCCCUGUGGUCCAGUGCCAUGAUUGCUGGAGUGCCACUUGUCAAGUACCUCAAGGACCAGAGUCUCGAUACCAGCGCAGUGGAAGAGAUCCUGGAGAAUGUACAUCGGCAGGUGGUGCAGUCUGCGUAUGAGAUCAUAAAGCUGAAAGGAUAUACCUCUUGGGCAAUUGGCUACUCGGUGUCAGGUUUGGUGAAGAGCAUCCUUAGAAACCAGCACCGAAUACAUCCAGUUUCGGUGCUUUGCAAGGGCCUGCAUGGAAUCAAGGAGGAGGUGUUUCUUAGUCUCCCUGCCAAGCUGGGACUUGGAGGGGUUAUGGGAGUAGUGCAGCAAACACUGGAGCCAAAAGAAAAGGAGAAGUUCAUACAGGCUGUCAAGACAAUGCAAGAUAUUCAGAAGCACCUGGAUCUCAAAGUUUAAACCACCAGUCCUUGGCCCAGCUGUCGGCCGCGGAAAAGAAUAAGACUAGAAAUGUUUCUAGUCGGAUGAAUUUGGGCGCUCCUGUAGUGUUGGCCCGUACGUUUCCUUAAAAAAUUGUGGCUUGUAUACGGGCACGACUUUAGGAAUUCAAAAGUGCUGGCGUGGUCUAUACCACCAGACUGAGUACUUCCAGAGCCUCUUUUUCCCGAUGCCAAUUUCUGCCAUGGGUGGAGUUCCGUUAAAAGUUAAACCAGUUCAGGUGCGAACAGUUUGGCAUGCAGGGGCCCAAAAGACAGCGCGCGCUAAACCACCAGUACAUCCGAAAAAGCAGAUUGAUCCUCUCCUAAAAAUCCGGAGUCCAUGGACCGUCGAUAAAAUGAAUAGGCGGUUGAUGGCCUCCUGUUGUUUUUUUAGGAGAGGCUCAAAUCUGCUUUUUCGGAUGUGCUGGUUGUUUGACGGUCGCACGGCAACAAAUAAAAUAACUGUGAAAUGGACUUCUGGUGGCGUAAGAGGUACGGGUGGGAAAGCAAGCAGCACUUUUAAGUUUAACUCUUUAUUUGGAGUGACAGUGAGAAAGCGCAUUGAACAGAGGGCAGUACAGGUAAGUGGAUAGUCAUGCCGGCGGGUGCGGAGGAGGGACGUCAUCGUGCUUUUCUUCCAUUUGCAGCUCUACUGGUACCGCUUGCGAUGCACUGAAAAGUCAUACCACAAUGAAGCAGGGUGAAUGUCCGAAGCUGGUCCUCCACAGACUGCGGGACAGUUGAACUCCAUCUGCUUCAGCUUCAGCUUCAGCUACGCCAACGGCGACUCAUCGGCAGCCCAACAUCUUUCCAUACUGUUUUGAGCUUCAGCUGCUAACAAUCUGUUUUUUCAACUUUUUUGCAAUCUGAAACGUCAUUGGCAAGUUGCCAUUGUGGGCAUGGUAAGAACAUCGUAAAGACUGUAACCUUGUGGCUUGUGGUGGUGGUUUAUGGCUCUCCGAUGAGUCUGCUGAUCUAUAUAGGGGGGGGGGGUGGAGGAGAAGCACCACCUCCUGCAAAUGAGGUCCGUUGGCCUCGAUUUAUACGUGUCAUCCUUGAGCAGGGGCCAUGCUAAUCUUAAUCUUCUCUGUAUCGUUCCGAUUUCAAUGAUCGUCCCGAAGGACAGGUCCAUUGUCGUGGAUCUGGAUGCCACGCCAAUUUUUUUGCAUGCCAGAUGAAGAAGAGCGCAGACUCUCUCUGAGGAUAUCAGUCGCGGUAUCCCUUUUUCAACAAAAUGAUGCGGAUAAG